AUGCCCGAAUCACGCUCCAAGCACCCCCUCGUCUGGAUCGACUGCGAAAUGACCGGCCUCGACCUCUCAAAAGACACAGUCAUGUCCCUCUGCUGUUUCGUCACCGACGCCCAACUAAACCUCCUCGACGAUAAAGGCUACGAAGCCGUCAUCCACCACACCCAAGAACAGCUGGACGCAAUGGGUGAAUGGUGCACAAACCAGCACGGAAAGACUGGUCUGACUGCUCAAUGUCUCGCUUCGGAUAAAGAUGCAGAGACCGUGUCUAAAGAAUUGCUAGAGUAUAUCCAGAGGUACUGUCCUGAACGUAAAAAGGCGCUGUUGGCUGGAAAUACUGUACAUGCCGACAGAGCUUUUUUGGUGCAGCAGCCGUAUACUCCUGUCAUGAAGUGGCUGCAUCACCGUAUCCUGGAUGUGUCAGCUAUCAAAGAGGCGGCCAAGAGAUGGGCUCCUGUAGAGAUCCUCAAGAAGAGUCCCGGCAAGCAGGGUCUACACGAGGCUAGAGCAGACAUUCUCGAGAGCAUCGAGGAAGCCAGAUACUACCGCAGAGUCUUCUUCCAAAAUGGUGCCGAGCCAAAGGCAGAGGCAGAGGAGUCGACUGCUGAGGUUGACGGCGAUGCUCACGCCUCAAUCAUUGGCGACAGGGAGGUGAAGCCCAAGGAGAUCACUCAAGAAGUCGGCGCCGCAAAGGCCCAGACGACGGUGCAGAGCUUAGAGGCAGAAGGCUUCGGUGCUACUUCUGGCAAGCCCAACCUUGACAGAAAUGGAGGCAACCGCGAUCUAGCCUCAUAG
Aureobasidium subglaciale EXF-2481 is the source of this 792-nucleotide messenger RNA. RefSeq lists its product as uncharacterized. The transcript has a single exon. Gene Ontology annotation, cellular component: mitochondrion. Gene Ontology annotation, molecular function: 3'-5'-RNA exonuclease activity; nucleic acid binding. The coding region runs from base 1 to 792 and encodes 263 amino acids. NCBI's taxonomy places the organism in Eukaryota, Fungi, Ascomycota, Dothideomycetes, Dothideales, Saccotheciaceae. The record is from RefSeq and is a predicted model, not a curated record.